Molecule: messenger RNA, 1121 nt
Organism: Brachypodium distachyon (stiff brome)
Lineage: Eukaryota; Viridiplantae; Streptophyta; Magnoliopsida; Poales; Poaceae
Product: dihydrolipoyllysine-residue acetyltransferase component 3 of pyruvate dehydrogenase complex, mitochondrial
Exons: 9
Coding region: 337-894 (185 amino acids)
Biological process (GO): pyruvate decarboxylation to acetyl-CoA
Cellular component (GO): pyruvate dehydrogenase complex
Molecular function (GO): dihydrolipoyllysine-residue acetyltransferase activity
Source: RefSeq, a predicted model, not a curated record
GGCUGCUCCGUGCAUGAUGGUCGCGGAGGCGAGGGCGUUGUUCGAGGCGAUCGAGGAAACGGAUUCGAUCACUUGGACCAUUUCUUGUCAUGUGUUGAGAAAAGAAUCGCGGGCACUAGACUUUCUCAGUACAAUCAACCUGGGAAAGAUAAUCAGACCUUCAAGGUGUCACUAGGAGGAGUAAUCAGAAGCUCUACUUGCAGAAGAACACCCAGCACUAGCAGCGGUAUCCCAAGUGCUGUCACUGGGAUCAAUGGUUCACUGUCUCGUGUGCAGGUACUAUCAUCAAGGUCUUUCUCAAGUAGUGCAGACUUGCCACCACAUCAGGAAAUCGGGAUGCCAUCACUGUCUCCUACAAUGACUGAGGGAAACAUUGCCAAGUGGGUGAAGAAGGAAGGGGACAAAGUCUCACCUGGUGAAGUUCUCUGCAAGGUGGAAACGGAUAAAGCCACGGUAGAGAUGGAGUGCAUGGAAGAGGGCUAUCUUGCUAAGAUUGUUCAGGGAGAUGGUGCCAAAGAGAUUAAAGUUGGCGAGAUCAUCUGUGUGACUGUGGAAGAAGAGGGUGGCAUCGAGAAGUUUAAAAACUACAAACCUUCAACAUCUUCAGAUGCGCCUGUAGCUUCUGCUGAGUCGAUGCCUAAGUCUGAACCUGCAGAGCCAAAGGUGGAGGAGAAAGUGCCUGCCAAGGCUCCUGAGCCUAAGGCCCCGAAGACCGUAGAACCUCCGCGAUCUGGCGAUCGAAUAUUCUCCAGCCCUCUUGCAAGAAAAUUAGCAGAAGAUAACAAUUGGUUCUGGUGGUGUUGUCGUGGGCUCGAAGAUAAAGGCGAACGCCAGUACGCCAAGUCAUCCCCGGCCGCAGCAUUCUCCUCGGGGUCGCCAUUGAGCCUUGCAUGAUGGAGAUUAUUAUACUUAAGUGACAUCAUGGACGCACAAAAUGUAUAGCUUGAGUUGGAUAUGGAUAUAUUCAUGUAGCAUUUGCUUGAAGCUUAGUGCAGAUAAAUCCUGCUACACUUGUAUGCAUCAAGGAAGCUUAUUAGGACCGUGUAUAACCACAAUGCCAGCUAACAAGCCAACCACGCUUAAUAUUUCCACGGCGGAAUAUCAUGCCGUGUCUUCGAUGA